Centropristis striata (black sea bass) is the source of this 4484-nucleotide messenger RNA. RefSeq names its product PR domain containing 1a, with ZNF domain (gene prdm1a). Gene Ontology annotation, biological process: cell fate commitment; regulation of transcription by RNA polymerase II. NCBI's taxonomy places the organism in Eukaryota, Metazoa, Chordata, Actinopteri, Perciformes, Serranidae. Gene Ontology annotation, cellular component: nucleus; cytoplasm. The transcript has 7 exons. The coding region runs from base 168 to 2702 and encodes 844 amino acids. Gene Ontology annotation, molecular function: DNA-binding transcription repressor activity, RNA polymerase II-specific; histone deacetylase binding; RNA polymerase II cis-regulatory region sequence-specific DNA binding. The record is from RefSeq and is a predicted model, not a curated record.
CACACACACUUCCCAACACACACACUUUGACACACACACACACACACACGCACAGCGGCGUGGAGUAUCAGCGCUCGGAGCGGGACGGACAGAGGGGGAGACCUGCACCUGUCCUACACACACACUCCUCACACACAGAUAUAGAGGGGAUCCGACCGGUCGUCCCUAUGUGUGGAUGGGACCAAAGUUACACGGCGACCUCUCAUAGCUCGGCCAUGUUGACCAGUGAGGGGGCGCACACCAUGGAGCAGGACGACACGCAACACGGCGCCAAGAUGGCUUCCACCGCCACCACCAGCUCUGGCUCAGACGGAGCCGAGACGUUAGUAGACACAGAUGUGGAUAUGGAAAUGGAGAUGGAGGACGCAGACCUGACCCGGUGGACGGAGGCGGAGUUCGAGGAGAAGUGCACAUACAUCGUUAAAGACACGCCGUGGGAGGCGGGGCCAGACAGUGACUCCGUGACGACAACGACCAGAGCUGAGGCAUCACUGCCACGAAAUCUGGCCUUCAAACACCCGGCUGACAGCAAGGAGGUGGUCGGCGUUUGCAGCAGAGAGUACAUCCCCAAAGGAACUCGCUUCGGUCCCCUGGUGGGCGAGAUCUACACGGCCGACAGCGUCCCCAAAGACGCCAACCGCAAGUACUUCUGGAGGAUCUACGAGAACGAGGAGUUCCACCACUUCGUCGACGGCCUGGACGAGACUCGUUCUAACUGGAUGCGGUACGUUAACCCGGCCCACUCGGCGGCGGAGCAGAACAUUGCAGCAUGUCAGAACGGCAUGGAGAUUUACUUCUACACGGUGAAGCCCGUCCCGGCCGGCGCUGAGCUGCUCGUCUGGUACUGCCACGACUUCGCCCGACGUCUCCACUACCCGCCGUCCGGAGAGAUGAUGAUGCAGAAACUCAAGCAAUCUCUCUUGGAGGUCAAGCAGCAGCAGGUGAGCGGUGAGGAGCGUUUGGUGGAAGCCUCCAGCCCGUCCCCUGUCGCCGUGACCCCCACCCCGCCCAAGAGGGAACACAGUGUCCUCUCCAUACUGCGCGGCACCAACAGCACCUCCUCCUCCUCGUCCAUAAAGAGGGAGCCCAGCAGGCCGCUCCCCACGCGCCCGCGCUGUGCCGACAGCCCUGAGCGCCCGCUGUACCCUCGCGCCCUCUACCCGGCUCUCAGGCCCCACCCUCACAUCCCUGAAGACUUCCUCGGACACAAACCCAGCCAGCUUGGUUAUCCUGCAACCCGUUCCCCUGGAAAUCAGUCUUCAGCCACACCCAGCCCGUCUGCAAGGAGCAGCCCAGACAGCAGCCCUCAAGGGAGCCCCUCAGGUCCGGUGCCAGCUUCUUUCUACCCCACCGGACUGGGUUCGUACCCCGGUUACUCCCCACCAUCCACCCCCCUCUCCUCAUCCUUCUACCCUCCAGGAGCCCCCUACUCACGCUACCUCCUUCCCCCUCACUAUCCUCUGCCUGGCGGUGGUGUCCCCACAGUAGGAGGAAUCUUUCCAAGGAUGUACCCCCUCUACAACAGCCCUCUGCCCCUUCACGUGCCCCUCCUGCCCUCCGACACGGCAGGGAGGCGCUUCCUGAUGCCUGACCAUGUCCACCCAUCCUCCAUCUCUUCCCACAGAGAUUUCUUCCUUCCCAGGCCCACCAGUGCCUUCUCAUCUGCCACCUCUCUGAAGGACAAAGCAGGGCCUCACCACCCUUACCCAGGGCAGCCUCAUCCACACAGACCUCCCCACACCCCCUCCAGCGGCUCCCCAACAGCAGGCACGGCACCUCCCAACGAGCGGGUACCCACCAAGCCAACCUCAGCCCUGCUGGGUAACAUCAGCGAUCAUUGCUCCGAUGAGGAGGCCAUCAACCUGACCAAGGUGAAGCGUGGCCCCGGCUCGGCGGGCUACAAGGCCCUGCCGUACCCGCUGAAGAAGCAGAACGGCAAAAUCAAGUACGAGUGCAACGUGUGCAGCAAGACCUUCGGACAGCUGUCAAACCUGAAGGUUCAUCUUCGUGUUCACAGUGGAGAGAGACCCUUCAAAUGUCAGACCUGUAACAAAGGCUUCACCCAACUGGCUCACCUGCAGAAACACUUCCUGGUCCACACCGGGGAGAAGCCACAUGAAUGCCAGGUUUGUCACAAGCGCUUCAGCAGCACCAGCAACCUGAAAACUCACCUGCGGCUCCACUCAGGAGAAAAGCCCUACCACUGCAAACUCUGCCCCGCCAAGUUCACCCAGUUUGUCCACCUCAAGCUGCACAAGCGCCUACACUCCCGCGAGCGUCCGCACAAAUGCCCCCACUGCCACCGCCACUACAUCCACCUGUGCAGCCUGCGGCUUCACAUCAAGGGCUACUGCCCAGGUGUCUCCAGUCAGGCAGGCUUGGAGGAGGUGCAACGCGCCAAUGAGGAGAUCGAGCGAUUUGACGUCAGUGAGCAUGCCGAGCAGCUGGAUCAGCUGCAGGGAGGCGUGGAAAUGGAGGCCAUGUUGGAGAAGCAAGUGUUGGGGAUUCUAUGGAGGGAGACCGACCUUAAGUCCUCCCACUUCCAUCCUCACCACAAGGGCGGCGCCACCGACCUUCUGUCUAGUUAUGGCGCGUACGAGUCCCCGAACGAGACGUCGGUCAUCAAGAUGCGGCACAGCAGCCCCAUCCCGCCACUUCCUGCAAACGUCACCGUCAAGCAGGAGUCAGAGGAUCACGCUUAAACCUUAAACCCAAUGGACACAGAGUCAAGACUGCAUGACUUAAGGCGGACUGGGUUGCCAGGAGCACCAGCUGUAAAUAAAUAAUUCUCGACCUGGUUGUCAUCAGGAGUGACAUCAUGGUUACACCAGGUUUUCAGGGACUCGCGUACUCAGGGCUCAAGAGACACUGUCCCAUGACUACUUAGCAGUUUCAGCGUUUAUCAUACUUAGAGACAAUCAUCUACCCAGGAUUUACCUUUAAUGUAAUUAAUAUAAUGCUAUUAUCAUUAUUGUUGUUGUAUUAUUUGGUCUCUAUUUUCAAAUGUCUUUGUUUUUUUUUUGAUCAAUUAGUUGUUCUAUAACCUUCUUAAUUUAUUAUACUUUUUAUUUGUUGUCUUCAAAAGCAAUAAGUGGAAGGGAUGGUUACACUGACGGGGUGAAAUCAAUGUAAAAAGGAAUAUUUUUCUGUUGAUGUUUUUUUUUUCUCUGUGGCCAUUUCUCUGUAGAUAGUCACUCUCUCUAUGCCUAUAUCCGUCCGUCCUGCAGCCUCUGUCCUAUAGAACCAGAGGUGUCCACUCUUCAGGGUUUUUACUAUUUAAAUUUAAAUAAACAAUAUAGCAGGUUAAAAAAGGGUUGAAAGAUUUGCCAAAGUGUGGCACAUAAAUUUGUUAAUUUAGCAAGAAGAGCUUUAUUUCAACCCUGCUUGAUGGCUUCCCUAAAGUAUGUCUGUGUCCUUUUCUGAUGCCUACUUAAUUUAAUUCUAAACAAAAAGGGCAUUUUUUUGUAUAUUUUUCACAACGGUUACCUCAGUGUGCAUGUGACGAUGCAAGUGUGUGUGUUUGUGUGUGUGAGUGUUUAAAGGGACAGCUAAAGGUGGGAGCUUUCUAUUUAUUUUGCUACUUGAAGAAAGAAGAAGAAACCAAACUGAACUGGAGUGCAGCUCUUCAUGUGGUCCAAAGGAGAGCGGCGCAGCCCGCUCAAUAUGUAGCACAUAACGGACUCGGGAGGCCGGCUAGCCGCCCUCCCCGUCGUCCCUCCUUUUGUUUUAUUUUUCUACAACACUGUCAACACCCAACAGGGAAGUGAACAUCCUCAGAUUUAGGGAUUCACACUUGACGCUAGUAACCAAAGUUCACUUGGCUUUAAUUUUUAAAAUGCACACCAAAAAAACACAAGAAAGGAAAAUAAAAACAAGGGAAAGAAGGACUUGAGGAAUCAAAAUGCUGAAGAAAAGGGAAGAUGUAUUGUGUGUAUAUGAUGAAGUGUUCACUCUUUCGCUGUGGUCUCACAUUUUGUAGAUGUUUUGUUGUUGUUGUUUGUUGAUAUUUCGGUUGAGAAGCAAUGGCCCCUUCUUCAACCCCACCCGUCCGCCAUCUUGUUGAACUGGCAUACACCAAAGCACCUCGGCCUUCUUUUAUGCACUGGCCCCCUCCUCCUACUUUAUAACUUCAGUGCCGAUGCUUGCACCAUUUACACUGUGUACAAUAUCACUGAAACUGGUCAUAAUGGCAUUAAGACUCAACUUAAUGUUACAAGAGCAACUGUGAUUUUCUGCAGCAGUUGCACAUCAACCACCUGAACUCUGUAACUCUCUCUCUCCCUCUCUCUGUCUUUAUGUUUCAUUAUCUUUCUCUCUUACUAAUGUUUGACCAAAGCGUCUCUUUCUCUGAUCAGAGCUUUAACUCCAGAGGAGAAUCCCCGAAAGGACUGUCUCUGUUUACAUUCUGGUUUACAUAGUUAUUUAUGUGCAAAAAUGUCAAAAAGUGUAAAUUAUGAUAUAAAUGUCCACUGCUCUAAUCUAAA